This is a messenger RNA of Eleginops maclovinus (Patagonian blennie), 2874 nucleotides long. Its product is annotated as cGMP-dependent protein kinase 2. The transcript has 20 exons. Gene Ontology annotation, biological process: protein phosphorylation. Lineage: Eukaryota; Metazoa; Chordata; Actinopteri; Perciformes; Eleginopidae. The record is from RefSeq and is a predicted model, not a curated record. Bases 125 to 2419 code for a protein of 764 amino acids. Gene Ontology annotation, molecular function: cGMP-dependent protein kinase activity; ATP binding.
CACAACUGGAUUCUAGAGAGAGCAUGAAACUCUGACCAUAGUGUUUCAGAGCAUCAGGAUUAUCAUAUUCAACACUCAGUCUCUCUUCCUCUCAGACACACAGCGAAGAGACUCAGGGCUUCCUAUGGUGGCCAGCCAAUGCCUGGCCAUGGGCAACGGUUCCAUAAAAGUCCCGAGGGCUGAGGAGAACAGCUUCCUGGCCUCCAUCCACACAGACCCCCCAUGCCUGGACACAGACAUCCUCAGGUUGCGGGUAACUCAGCUAGAGGAGGAGCUGGCACGUCGGGACCAAGAGUUCCGGGCCCAGGAGCUUCAGUUACAGUACCUCCAGAGUGAGCUGGAGGCCAAGGUCUCCCAGAUCGACAAGCUCCAGGAUGCUAUUGGCUACAACAACAGCCUGGGCUGCUCUCCGCAGGCCCUGCGCCACCACAGCCACCGCCGCUUCAGUGUCAUCAACCAGGGCCCCAGCCGCUUCCAUAGGGUGGCUGUGGAGGUGCACCGCCGGCUCAAAGCUAAAGAGGGCGUCUCUGCAGAACCAACCUCAAACUUCUGCGGGGGGUUCAGAGCUGCUCACACCCCCACUGCAAAGUCUGUCCGCAAAGACUCACAAACCAAGAAACUCAUCAACAGUGCCAUCAUGAACAACGACUUUCUGAAGAAGCUGGAGCCGCAGCACAUGAGAGAGAUGGUGGACUGCAUGUACGAGAAGGUUUACACCGAGGGACAGCUGGUCAUCCAGGAGGGGGAACCUGGAAACUACCUCUAUGUCCUGGCAGAUGGCCUGCUGGAGGUCUUUCAGAAUGGGAAGCUGCUGGGGGAGAUGCGUCCUGGCACUGCAUUUGGAGAGCUGGCCAUACUGUAUAACUGUAAGAGAACAGCCACCGUCAAAGCUGUGUCCCAGUCUCACAUCUGGGCUCUGGACCGCCAGACUUUCCAGACCAUCAUGAUGCAGAGCACACAGGCGCGCCAUGAUGAGUACUUCAGCUUCCUGUGCAGUGUAUCCCUGCUCCGAGGACUGCCUGAGGAGAAGUUAGCCAAGGUGGUGGAUUGUCUUGAAGUGGACUAUUUUCAGAAAGGGGAAUAUAUCAUUCGAGAGGGUGAAGAAGGAAACACUUUCUUUAUCAUUGCAAAAGGAGAGGUGAUAGUCACUCAGAGCACAGAGGGGCUGGCUGAACCACAGGAAAUCAAGACGUUGGGAGUUGGAGAUUACUUUGGAGAAAAAGCUCUGAUCAGUGAGGAUGUUCGCUCAGCCAACAUUAUCUGCAAUGAGAACGACACACACUGCCUGGUUGUGGACAGAGACAAUUUCAACCAAAUGGUGGGAACCUAUGAGGAGCUUCAGGCGUACCUGAAAGAAUAUGUGGAUGAGCUUUCCAGGAGUGAUGAGAGGAGAAAUGCCCUGCCCCACUCCCCUCAUAUUGACUCUGCAGAGGCCCAGGAGCUGAGGAGGCUGAGGGAGAAGAUUUCCCUCCUGCCUUUCCAGGAUCUGGAGGUCAUAGCGACUCUAGGCAUGGGAGGAUUUGGACGAGUGGAGCUGGUAAAGCUGAAGGACGAGGACACCACGUUUGCUCUGAAGUGCAUUAAGAAGAAGCACAUUGUAGACACCAGACAGCAGGAGCACAUCUACUCUGAGAAAAACAUCCUUCAGCAGACCAACUCCGCGUUCAUCAUCAGCUUGUUCCGAACCUUUCGGGACGAUAAGUUUGUCUACAUGCUGCUGGAAGUGUGUCUUGGUGGAGAGCUGUGGACCGUGUUGCGGGACAUGAGUUAUUUUGAUGCGCCAACAGCCAGGUUCUGUACUGGUUGUGUCUUAGAGGCUUUUGAUUACCUCCACACUUUGGGCAUCAUCUACAGAGACCUGAAACCUGAAAACCUUCUGCUGGAUGCUGAGGGUUAUGUCAAAAUGGCAGAUUUUGGCUUUGCUAAAAAGAUCGGUCUUGGAAAGAAGACCUGGACAUUCUGUGGGACUCCGGAGUAUGUGGCCCCCGAAGUCAUUAUGAACAAAGGUCAUGACUUCGGAGCUGAUUGCUGGUCCUUAGGAAUCCUCAUAUUUGAACUUCUCACUGGCAACCCCCCCUUUGCAGGCACAGACCCAAUAAUGAUCUACACCAUGGUCCUCCAUGGCAUUGAGAAGGUUGACUUCCCUAAAAGAAUAGGGAAGCAUCCAGACGACCUUAUCAGGAGACUCUGCAAGCUAAACCCAGUCGAGAGGCUGGGAAACAAAAAGAAUGGCAUCAUUGACAUUAAAAAAAACAAGUGGUUCCAGGGCUUCAACUGGGAAGGUUUGAGGCGUCACAAGCUGCUGUCCCCAUUGAAGAGAGAGCUGAAAGGGCCGAUGGAUCACAGUCACUUCGACAUGUUUCCUCCUGACACAGAGGAACCUCCUGAUGAGCUGUCUGGUUGGGAUAAGGACUUCUGAUGGUACAGGAUCUAAGUAACAGCAGUGGUUUUGACUGAUCAUACAUCCUAAAGAUUAUUUUGGGAUCUAUCUCUCAUAACAGCUUAAUACCUGGAGCCCAUGCUGUGAGGAAGUACAUGUUACAGGUUCUGCCUAACCUUAACUCUUUAAUACACAUACUCAUGAUUUACUAAUCAUGAGGGGACUAUGUUGGUGUAUAAAUGUUUUUAAAAACCUUAAACUGCUGCAGGAAUAUUGUACUCUCCAUGUCCUGAUCAAAUGGUAGAUGGACUGUACUUAUCUCUUUAUCAGGUCUUUGCGACCCAUCAAAGCACUUCACAGAUUUACAAGUCAUUCACCCCUCCCUCAUACAGAGCAGUGCACUUACUCUAGGAACUAACAUUCACACACACUCACACACUGUUGGCCGGGGAGCAACUCGGGGUUCAGUAUCUUGCCUGAGGACACAUCCACAU